AGUGACCGUGCUGGUUUCGGGAAGAGGUCUGUCGACACUUCAUGAGAAGCCACGAACGUAGGCGAAGGGGAAAUACGCUCGUAAUGAAGCCGAUCUGUCAGCUCGUCUCUGCGUUUUAGGUUUUAAUGUAACAUCCUGAAAAGCUCGUCGUGAAAUGUUUUCUAGAGAUUUGGCUGUUCCCACCAUGUCUAGAAGUGGGUUGUCAACACAUUCAAGGCCAGGGUUAUUUCCAGGCAUGUGUGAGCCUCCUCAGGGUCAGGGCACCCAUGUUUACCUCUUCUGGACAAAGGAUGGAGAGAGAUAUUUGUCUCACACGUGUGGAGAAAUCACAGCAGAGGACCUGUGCAUCUUGGCCGCAGAGGCCGUAGGGAUAACUCCUCUAUGCCAUGUGUUGUUUGCUCUGUACAAUCCACAAUCACACUGUUGGUACAGCCCAAACCACAUUUUCAGUCCAGAGGACAACUCCUGCCUUGUGCUUCACUACUGUAUGAGGUAUUACUUUCGGAAUUGGCAUGGACUGAAUGAAAAAGAGCCAAAUGUAUCCCGCUAUGCUCUCAGAUCUGGGACAGAUCAGGGGGGUUCUCCGCUGCUUGAAAUCACAGCCUUAGAGUACUUAUUCUCCCAGGCCAAAUAUGAAUUUGUGAACGAAGUAGUGCAGAUGGAAGACGUUCAGUCAGAGGAGGAACUAAGCCGCUUCAAAAAUGAGAGCUUGGGGAUGGCUGUGCUUCACCUCUCACACCAGGCAAUGCAAACAGGCAGCACCUUACAAGAUGUUGCCAAAAAAGUCAGCUUCUUGCGCUGCAUUCCAAGGUCUUUCGCCAAACACAUAUCUAAAGACAACUUCCUGACAAAAAUCAGGAUCCGGCGGGUAUUUUCGGACUUUGUGCAGACCUUCCAGCAGCACACUGUCGAUAAAGGGCGGCUAGGCACCCACGAGAUCAUGUAUAAGUACAUCUCUACUCUCGAACACUUGGCACCAGGUUUUGGGAUAGAGUCCUUCGCUGUAUCCAACCUGGAACUGAGAGACGACGGGGAUGGAAGUAGCUCCUACUCCAACAUGACUCAUGCGCAGGGUGUCUCGAAAGAUACCUUCAGAGCUCCCACCACACAUGAAAUAAUGGUGACUGGGACCAAGGGGAUUCAGUGGAGGGAGGUGUCCAGUCAAAAGGCGCAGGCAAACACUUACUUCAGGAAUGACCCUCUGAACUACAUGAGGAAAACAAAACAACAGUCCAGCCAACUCAGUGCAAACACUCCCAAUAAAUGGACCUUCUUCUGUGAUUUCCCUGAUAUAAUUCACAUAGGCAUCACUGGAGCUAAUGUGUGCAUUAGCACUCAGGACAAUCACUGCAUGGAGGUUCAGAUGAACUCCAGCCAGGAGGCUCGUUCCUUUAUCUCCCUCCUAGAUGGAUACUACCGGUUGACUGCAGACGCCCACCACUAUCUUUGUCAUGAGGUGGCUCCCCCAAGGGUAGUGCAGAGUGAAGCAAAUGGACUGCAUGGACCUAUGCAUGAUGAUUUUGUGCUAAUGAAGCUGAAAAAAGAGGCAGCAGAGGAGGGAGCUUUCCUCGUACGUUGGAGUGCUCUCGACUAUCACCGCAUCAUCCUGGCUGUCCUGAACAAAAACGAGAAUGGAUCGACGCCAAGCCACAAGCAGUUUCGUAUUCAGCACAAGGGUUCGAAGUUCUGUCUGGAAGGCUGGGAUCGAGAAUUCUCCAGUAUGAAGGAACUCACAAACAGCCUCAAGACCUUUGUACUCAAGUCUGGCUCAGACAGCUUUACUGUAAAAAAGUGCUGUUAUCCAAGACAAGCAGAGCUAUCCAACCUUCUGAUAAUGAGGGAAGGUGCCAAACACCGUGCUCAAACUGACAACGUACUCCUGAACAUGACCCAGCUACGCUUCCACCAGAUCAAGGACAGAGAGAUCAAACAGGGACAGCAUUUAGGUCGAGGGACCAGAACUAACAUCUACUCAGGACGUCUGCUGGUGCGUGGUGGAGACAGUGAUGAAGAUGACGAGUUCAACAACAACAACUUUGCUGACCGCAAAGGGAUCCAAGUGGUUCUCAAGAUUCUAGACCAAAGCCACAAAGACAUUGCUCUAGCAUUUUUUGAAACUGCAAGUUUCAUGAGCCAGGUAUCCCACAGCCACCUGGUGUUUGUACAUGGUGUGUCAGUCAAAGGAUCUGAAAACAUCAUGGUAGAAGAAUUUGUGGAGUUUGGGCCUCUGGAUGUUUUCCUUCGCAAAGAAAAGGCAUCAGUGACUCCUCAGUGGAAAUUCAUUGUUGCGAAACAACUUGCCAGUGCCCUCAAUUAUCUUGAGACCAAACGGCUGGUUCAUGGAAAUGUCUGCGCCAAGAACAUUCUGGUGGCGAGACGUGGCCUGGACCAUACUAUUACUCCAUUCGUCAAGCUGAGUGACCCAGGAAUUUCCCUGAGCGUCCUUUCACGGGAAGAGCGCCUUGAGCGUAUCCCAUGGAUUGCCCCUGAGUGUGUUGACAGCGGCACAUCCAUCGGCAAUGCUUCUGAUCAAUGGAGCUUUGGCGCCACACUGCUUGAAAUCUUCAACAACGGCAAUCUUCCCAUGAGCGGCUGCACGUUGUCUGAGAAAGAGCACUUUUAUAAGCAAAAGGGCCGUCUAGCAGAACCAUCCUCCCAGGAACUGGCCAGCCUUAUCAGCAUGUGUUUGACCUACGAGCCUGUGGAGAGGCCUUCGUUCCACAUUGUGCUCAGAAAGCUCAAGGAAAUCAUGCUCAAAAAUCCUGAUAUAUCCCCAAGUGAAACUCUCUACAAGGACCCUAGCAUGUACCAUAAACGCUACCUGAAAAAGAUGCGGGACUUAGGAGAGGGUCACUUUGGAAAGGUGACUCUCUACUUGUAUGAUCCGAACAAUGAUGGAACUGGAGAGCAAGUAGCAGUGAAGGCUUUGAAACAAGAGAAUGGUCAUGUGGAGAGCUGGAUGAAGGAGAUUGAAAUCCUCAAAUCCCUUGAUCACAUCAACAUUGUAAAGUACAAAGGCUGCUGUACUGAACUGGGAGGACAAGUGGUGCAACUAAUAAUGGAGUACCUGCCACUGGGGAGUCUGCGAGAGUACCUUCCCAAACGUAAACUGGGUGUGCCGCAGUGCCUUAUGUUUGCUCAGCAGAUCUGUCAGGGUAUGGAGUACUUGCACUCAAAGCGAUACAUCCACCGAGACCUAGCUGCCCGUAAUGUCUUGGUGGAAAAUGACAAUUUGGUAAAGAUUGGAGACUUUGGCCUGACGAAAUACAUCCCUGAAGGCGAUAUCUACUAUCGUGUCCGUGAGCAUGGGGACAGUCCAGUGUACUGGUAUGCCAUUGAGUGCCUGAAGGAGAGUAAAUUUUCCUUUUCCUCUGACAUUUGGUCUUUUGGCGUCACCUUAUAUGAGAUCCUGACCCGCUGUGACCAUCGCCAAAGCCCUCCAAUAAGGUUCUGUGACAUGAUAGAAGCAUCAGUCCCUGGAGGACCCUCUGGACAGAUGACAGUGGUGGUCCUCAUAAAACUGUUGGAGAGAAAUCUGCGAUUGCCUUGUCCCAAAGACUGCCCAAAUGAGGUGAAGAUAAUAAUGGAGCAGUGUUGGGCUGCAGAGCCUGCACAACGGCCAUUAUUCAGAUCCCUCAUCGAGAGGUUUGAGGCUAUUCGCCGAACGUACGACUGGCAGUCUAAUAUAAACUUUUCCUUGGCUCAGAUUUGCUGAUCAGAACUCUCAAGAUCUGCUUGUCUACAUGCCAUGACGGCAACAGUAUAUCACAGGGUAGCCAGUGAUAUAUCCCCUGCUGUGCAAUGCCUGCUGCCUCCAUUUCCAUAUAUGCCUUUAUACUAGGUUUCUUUUUGAUAAAAGUACAUUGCUAUCUUCUCAUAUGUGAAAUUAACACAAUGAUAAAGUCAGCCAGUGUUUCUUUUUCUUGGCUGAAGAGUUGGAACAUCAUUAGGAAAGGUGAUGCCUUAGGCAUCAGCAACUGUCAGCAUUUGUCUUUCAAAUAGGUUAUGGGUUUGCAUAUAUCACAGUAAGUAUUAAGAAUUUAUGUACGGCUGGGAGUUCACUAUGUUUCCAUUGAUGUUUAAUUUUUGUACAUUUUUGAAUGUAUGUUAAUUUUGCCUUUAAUUUUGUAUAAACCAAAAGGAAAAAUACAAAAUAUAAUAAACCAUUUACACAUCCCUUUCACUGAAAACGUAAAUAGAUUGAUGCAUGUGUAAUCAAAGAAAUGUAUAAAAAUGUUUGUUACAAAUUUACAAAUCUAUGUAUGUAUGUUCUUAUUAAAACAAUUUAACAUCUACUCCUCCACAUCUAAGGCUAUGGUUAGAAAAAUAUACAAUUAAAUAUGUAAUCAGAGCCUUCUAAUCUCAGCCUGAAAAUGCAUUUUCUACAAUUGUAAAUAAAAUGUCAAUCAGG
Messenger RNA from Larimichthys crocea (large yellow croaker), 4411 nucleotides. It is a transcript of the gene tyk2, whose product is annotated as tyrosine kinase 2. Gene Ontology annotation, biological process: cytokine-mediated signaling pathway; intracellular signal transduction; growth hormone receptor signaling pathway via JAK-STAT. Gene Ontology annotation, molecular function: growth hormone receptor binding; ATP binding; non-membrane spanning protein tyrosine kinase activity. Gene Ontology annotation, cellular component: cytosol; membrane; cytoskeleton. The record is from RefSeq and is a predicted model, not a curated record. Lineage: Eukaryota; Metazoa; Chordata; Actinopteri; Sciaenidae. The transcript is spliced from 24 exons. The coding region runs from base 155 to 3715 and encodes 1186 amino acids.